This is a messenger RNA of Microplitis mediator, 2371 nucleotides long. Its product is annotated as sodium-coupled neutral amino acid transporter 7-like. The transcript is spliced from 4 exons. The coding region runs from base 429 to 1793 and encodes 454 amino acids. The record is from RefSeq and is a predicted model, not a curated record. Gene Ontology annotation, biological process: amino acid transmembrane transport. Gene Ontology annotation, molecular function: amino acid transmembrane transporter activity. NCBI's taxonomy places the organism in Eukaryota, Metazoa, Arthropoda, Insecta, Hymenoptera, Braconidae.
CUGACAGUAAACAUUUAUAAAAUAUUUUUUAAACUCAAAAAUAAACUUUUAAAAUGAACUGCACAAGAUAAAUAAAAUAAAAGAAAAUUAUUAUUUAUUUCCGUGGGUCCAGAUAAAUCACUGAAUGACAUUGAUGAUAACAAUAAAUAAAUAAAUAAAUAUUUAUUAUUAAAAGUAUUAUUUUCUGUGAGUGUAUGCAGUAUUGCUUAAUCCGGUGUGCUAAUUAUUAAGACCAAUACUUUGUUUUCUACAUUUUCUUGUUUCCAAGACCUUUGAACUGGUAUUAAAACAUAUCAAAAACAACAAAGUUGAUAAUUACAUUACUCAUUUUAAAGAAGUUAUGUUUAAGAGCAAUUACUAAUUGACGACUUGUGUGCAUGUGAGCUUACAAUCGGCUGUUUCGAGCUCAAGUAUUAUCAUUAUUCAAAAUGAGAUUUUUACGGCGAAAUGGAUACGGGUUGAUAGACGAUAGUGUUGAAGUGCCGUUUGAAAGCAGUCGUUCAAAUUCAAAUCCACAAGGCACUACGGUGAUAGGAACAAUUUUUUUACUUCUAAACGCGACAUUGGGAGCCGGAUUGUUAAAUUUUCCCCUGGCAUUUGAUCGUUCCGGUGGAGUGAUAUCGGCAAUAAUAGUACAGUUAUCAUUCCUAAUAUUUAUCACAAUUGCUCUGGUGACCCUUGCAAAUUGCAGUGAUAUAACGAAGACAUCCUCAUUGCCGGACACUGUUGCUGGACUGUGUGGGCCUAAAACCUUGAUAUUAUCGGGAAUCUGUGUCACUAUUUAUAGCUUCGGAUGCUGUCUUACAUUUAUAAUUGUCAUUGGUGAUCAAUUUGAACGCGUUCUAGCCACUUACUAUGGAAUGGAUUUUUGUCACCACUGGUUCUUAUCACGGACAUUUAUCACAUGCGUUACCUGUACACUUUUUAUCCUGCCGAUAAGUUUUUUUAAGCGACUGGACAUUCUCAGUUACGUCAGUUCCGUUGGAUGCAUAACUAUCGUCUACGUGAUAUGGGUAAUUAUUCACCAGAGUAUCAAUACACCAGAUUACCCAAGACCGACCCAAGCAUGGCCGCGAAAUGCUUCCCAAGCAUUCCAAUUAGUGCCAAUUAUUUGUUUCGCUUAUCAGACUCAUAUGACUUCAAUACCAACGUACGCGUGCAUGAAAGACCGCAACCUCUGUAAAUUUACCUGGUGCGCGGUACUGAGCAUGGGUUUGUGUUUUUUAUCCUACACGAUAGUCGGGAUUUUCGGGUACAAGACCUUCGGCGCGGGCCACGUUCCCAGUGACAUUUUGCAAGGAUACGACGACAAAAGUCCCAGUCUCGCGAUAGCGAUAAUUGCAAUCGCUGUCAAAAAUUUCACCACAUACCCGAUAGUGCUUUUCUGCGGGCGGAAUUCGCUGCUGGGUUUAUUUCGCGCGGACAUCGAGGAAAACGUUACAGUGAGAGCUAUUGUGACUCUACUGUGGUUUAUUUUGACAUUAUUCGCAGCAGUUGUCAUCUCGGAUAUAUCACCGGUUAUAAAUCUCAUGGGAACUCUUUCAGCGACGUUUAUAUUUAUUUUUCCCGGGAUUUGUUUGUUGCAGAGCGUGUUGCUCAAAGAUCCUUCGAUAUAUUUAAACAAAAGCCGGUUUCUUGUCGUUGUUGCCGUAAUUAUGACUGCUCUAGGUGGAUUUGUUUGCGGUUUAGUGUUGGUACAAGCGCUUGAAGAUCUAUACCGAGUUCCGGUUGACAAAAAAUUUGUUACGGGAUUUAGAGUAGAUCUCGGCAGUACUCUGUGCGUUUUAAAAUGAAGACUGUUGAUAACUUUAUCGCGUUACAGGUACAGGUGUCAUGAGAGCGUACUCAGAAAAAAGAAUUUCUUAACAUGAGAAAAUUUUUACUCCCCAAGAAAUUUUAAAUUUGUCAUGCAAAAAUUUCUUGGGACGAGUAAAGUAUAAAUUUUUUUUCGCUAAUUGAUGUACUUUACUAAUUAUUUAAAUGGACUAGUACAUCAAUUGUCGAUAAAAAAAAUUUAUAUGCCCUUUCAAAAAUAUCUAUUAUUAAUGUACGCUAUCGCCGCACCUGCAAUUUGUUAUUUUAAUUUAAAUUUAUUAAAAAUAAGUUAUUUGUUAAGAAGGACUUGCUCUUAUCACAAAAUACAUACCAAGGCUCCUUUAUAAUCCAGCGACUGGCAGUUAAAUUUUUUUAAAAUUUUUAUUCGGCUGCGAGAAAAGUUUUGACAGUUCCCAUUUACUGUACGAGCGCGACAAAGACAUUUCCGUUCUGCUCGAGAGCAAAAGAGAAAAAAGCGCAACCCUCCUUUUAAGUGAAUUUGAAAUUAAAAUCCGAGACUGAGGAACGAGAGAUAUUGUGACUAAAAAUAAAUGAA